UGUCUCUCCAAGGCCACCGUUCAGUUCCCUUCGUCUUCUCUCUCUACUGUUUUGAAAAACUCUCUCUCUACUUUCUCUCUCUACUGAAAUGAGGCCUGAUAGUAGCUUUAAUAGCACGGCUUCUUCAGCAGUGCAUUCUCCAUGGCACUCACCUGUGCCUUAUUUGUUUGGGGGCCUUGCUGCUAUGCUUGGCCUCAUAGCAUUUGCUCUCUUGAUAUUGGCCUGCUCGUAUUGGAAGCUCUCUGGUUAUUUUGAGAGUGGGGAGUCAGAUUUAGCAGAGAACAAUGGGGAAAAACAGGGAGAACCCAUCAAGGGUUUGCCAGAUUUGGAGGAUAAAAUAGUGGUGAUCAUGGCGGGGGAUCAAAAGCCCACCUUCUUGGCCAAACCCAUCUAUAGCAAGGCCUCUAGUUUCACCGCUGAAAAGCCAAAGCAAGAGGAGCAAAAAACCAGUGAUCAAAACAAGGAUCCAGAUCAAAAUCAGAGCCAGAAUGAACAGCAAAACCAGAGCCAGUGAGAUUUUUGUCUCUCUUUGUUCUGGUUUCAUGGUUUUUUUUUCUUCUUCUUCUUCUUUUGGUGAAACGACUCGGAUUCCAGGUUUUUGCCAUGGCUGGAUACGAGGAAUGGGGGUGAGAUUAUGGUUAUUCAUAACACUGUAAAUCUAUAUUUAUCUCUGUUUUUUCUCACUUUUGUUUUUUUUUUUUCCCCUUUUUUUCUUGCUUUUUUGUUCCGGGAAAUGUAGAAAUUUUUGAGUUGUGAUGAAUGAGAGCUUGGGUUUCUUUCUUCUUC
Messenger RNA from Amborella trichopoda, 786 nucleotides. RefSeq names its product protein GLUTAMINE DUMPER 2. The record is from RefSeq and is a predicted model, not a curated record. Gene Ontology annotation, biological process: regulation of amino acid export. Lineage: Eukaryota; Viridiplantae; Streptophyta; Magnoliopsida; Amborellales; Amborellaceae.